AUGACGCUGGGCGCACCCAUCUUCCUGGAACUCCAACUCGUUUUGCAAUACCGGAACAUGGUCGGCUUACGAAAUGGACUCGACGAAUAUAGGACAUGGCAUGGCCCCAUGGAUAAUAGCACGGGAUUGGCGCGGUCCAUUUCCGACGCGGUUAGCGGAGCGGAGCCUCGCGAAUCCCGUAGACCAGGGGGCCAUGUGCUUUUUGGUAAAUGGCAAAUAACUACGACCUUGAAUCAGCUGAACAGCGACUGGACUCAGAUGCGGCCCGCUCUCGCAAGGCUCCCGUUGCGUGAUGCCGCCGGAGAAGUCAACCUCGAAAUUGUCCAAAGUUUGCAGUAUGACGCAGAUGUUAUGGUGGCCCUGGCCGGCGAAGUAGACAAGCCUCGAUACUGGUCGCCGCGAGGAGAAAAUGUCGAAAUCGCCCCGUCGUUCGGAAGGGUCUCAGAAGUGGAAAGGUAUUCCACGGCUCCCAUGCCCCUCUCUGCCUGA
Cordyceps militaris CM01 is the source of this 489-nucleotide messenger RNA. RefSeq lists its product as uncharacterized. The transcript is spliced from 2 exons. The record is from RefSeq and is a predicted model, not a curated record. Lineage: Eukaryota; Fungi; Ascomycota; Sordariomycetes; Hypocreales; Cordycipitaceae. Bases 1 to 489 code for a protein of 162 amino acids.